CUGCCAGCAUGAUGAAAGGUCUCUUCCCGAUCGCCCUCAUUGUGGCCACUACCCUCGCUGACGUAAGCGGCUCUGUUCUCGUCGCCACGGGUCUGAGCGCGGCGGGUUUGGCUGCCGGAGGUUUGGCUGUUGGUGCCUUGGCUGUUGGCGCAAAGCUUCUGGUUCUUAAGGCCAAAAGGCGCCGUCACGGCCGCGAGGCUGCCCCAUCUUGUGUUUCCUUCGACAACCCAGAAAUGUACUUCGCUCUGGCAGCCAACGGUGACUUUCUGGAUUGUGGGCGUCGCUUCGUUUGUGAGCUAGAGGCGACGCCUGACGAGAACCUAGCCCAGGAGGAACGACUCAUCCGUAACCUUUUCGGACAAGACUCCGUCGCCGUCAACAGCAGCGCUGCUGAAUUUUACGCCGAGGCCGGCAGGCUUGGAGCCGUCGAGGGCAUGGAUGCUUGCGCUGCCACCUUCUCUAGGUGCCCCUUCGAUCGCAAGACCAUCUUUCUGGAAUUCAAGGAGGCUCAGGCAGCCCAGUGAGGCUGUGUGGGUGGGUGUGUAGUUGUCUUACGAGGAUGAGUGACAGCCGCGGUGUAGGGCUGCGCGCAGACCCCGAGGACUGGUAGUGCGGCAGCCGCGGCCGUGGCCUCCACUCUCUCUACUACUACUACUACUACUACUAGCCUACUACUACUACUACUACUAUUAGUAUCCUUGAGUAGUACAGUUACUCCUGCAAUUAAUUCUGCAAUUAAUACUACCACAAGAACUAUUAAUUCUACUGCCAUUAUGCACGCACUUCUACUGCUACUACUCUUGUAUAACUGUCAAGGCUCCAGAGUUGGGUGCUGUAAUCGGAAGGGAUAGCAAUAAACAAGAUGAAUGGUUA
This is a messenger RNA of Eriocheir sinensis (Chinese mitten crab), 873 nucleotides long. RefSeq lists its product as uncharacterized. Bases 9 to 524 code for a protein of 171 amino acids. The record is from RefSeq and is a predicted model, not a curated record. NCBI's taxonomy places the organism in Eukaryota, Metazoa, Arthropoda, Malacostraca, Decapoda, Varunidae. The transcript has 3 exons.